AUACCUAAAUCUGCCAGGUUCAUUUUCUGAAAGUACUCAUAAUUGCGCACGUGACAUCCCCAUCAACGGUUGCCUUUCUUUAUUUUCAACAGCAGUUGCAUUAUUCAGAACAUUGUAUAUCUGUCUGUGUGAAAGAAAGACAGAAAGAAAGACGUAGUCACAGCCUUUCUCUCAACGGGGAGGAGGAUUACAGGGACGUCUCUGAGCGACAACCUCCACGCAGUCCAACCUCCGCGCGCACUCCAGUCUCCGCUGUGCGCCUCACGGUCCACACCAUGGAGAAUAAAGCAAACGGGAGAAUGAGCACCAGCAUCAGCACUUCCAUCGCGGACUCCACCGACACAAGAGUAAGUGACUUGGUGGAAGCUGGCUACAUGAACACUAAGUUAUCGAACGAGUCACAGUCUGGAACGUGCAUUUCCUCCUCCGUGCGUCAUUUUGGAAACAGCGGCGCGCUGUUCCAAGGUCUAAACUCCAGCGGCGACAACGCAGUCUCCAUUCUCGAUGGUUCACCUGUCGGGAAACAUUUUUAUGACCGGAGCAGUGACUAUGUGAAGUGUGACAGCGUGCCGUGGGAGGAUUUCGCUGAAGUUCAGAGGACGAGUUUGGCCGCGUCCGAAAGUGGAAGCCUGUCCUCGAUGACCGGAGCGUGCAAGUUCAUCAAAGAUGAGAAGGAGCCUGCUGUGAUCAUGGACAGCCCCUGUCCCAAAUUUCAUCCAUCAUCGGACAUACCUGUUCUGGACCCCUGUUGUGACAGCGACAGGAAGCAGCAGCUGGGGCUCGGUGACGGGGAGUCUGCCGCAGCCGUUCCUUUACCGGGGCUGGAGGGAGCUCCGAACUUUCUGAUGGACAUGAACCAGUCCGAGACCAGCCAGCUGAGGACGGACUCCAGGUGCGCUUUGUCCGGGAAGGCGCACAACAACUUUGACGCCAACGCGCACGCAGCCCAGCAUCUGGCCAUGUAUAAGAGCGACUCUCCCCGCUGGCACACGCACACGGCUCCGGCUGAGCCCCAUCACUGGUGCCAGUCCGUAGGGGGACCCGAGGAUCCGUUCUUACACGUCAGCGGCUACGAUGGGAUCCAGAACCAGGUCCUGAUCCAGAGGAACCCGUCCCCGUUCUCUGCAUUCCCCGGGAUGCCGCCUCAGAGAGUGUGUGUGAUCUGUGCUGAUGAGGCAUCUGGUUGCCACUACGGAGUCCUAACCUGCGGGAGCUGUAAGGUCUUUUUUAAAAGAGCAGUAGAGGGCCAUCAUAGUUAUCUCUGCGCUGGGCGAAAUGACUGCAUUGUGGACAAAAUUCGGAGGAAAAAUUGCCCUGCCUGUCGCCUUCGAAAGUGCUAUCAAGCAGGAAUGAUGCUCGGAGGCAGGAAGCUGAAGCGUUUCGGGGCCUUGAAAGCCUUGGGUUUGUCCCCGGCCCUGAUGUUCCAGUCAAACAUGGCCAUGUCCAGCGACAGUCAGGCCAUGAACUCCAUGUCUUGCAUACCAGGGAUCCGUGAGGUGCAGCUCUCCCAACAGAUCCUCAACAUCCUGGAAAACAUCGAACCAGAGAUUGUGUACUCUGGCUAUGACAGCACCCAGUCCGAGGGCCCACACAUUCUGCUCAACAGCCUCAACAGGCUGUGUGAGAAACAGCUGCUGUGGAUCGUGAAGUGGUCCAAGUCUCUGCCAGGGUUUCGUAAUCUUCAGAUCACUGAUCAGAUGACCCUCAUCCAGUACUCGUGGAUGAACCUGAUGGUCUUCUCUCUCGGGUGGCGCUCCUUUCAGAAUGUCACCAGUGAAUAUUUAUACUUUGCACCGGAUCUGGUUCUUAGUCAGGAGCAAAUGAGGAGAUCGCCGAUUUAUGACCUCUGCCUGGCGAUACAGUUCAUCCCUCAGGAGUUUGCAAAUCUUCAGGUUACCCGAGAGGAGUUUCUCUGCAUGAAAGCCAUAAUAUUACUAAACACAGUGCCUCUUGAGGGACUCAAAAGUCAGGCAGCAUUCGAAGAGAUGAGACAGAACUACAUCCGGGAGCUGACCAGGGCCAUCCACAUGAGGGACAAGGGCUUGAUGGCCAGCUCCCAGCGGUUCUACCACCUCACCAAACUGAUGGACGCCAUGCACGAGAUAGUGAAAAAGGUCAACCUGUUCUGCCUGAGCACCUUCAUCCAGGCGGAUGCCAUGCGAGUGGAGUUUCCCGAGAUGAUGUCAGAAGUCAUUGCCUCCCAGCUUCCCAAGGUCCUGGCCGGCAUGGUGAGGCCCCUCACAUUCCACACCAAGUGAUGAUGCCGGCACAGACAUCCCUAAUCUGCGGAGACAUCUUGGGACUGGAUUCUUCAUCCCACAGUUACUGGAUUCUUUAUAGCCUUCACUAUUGUAGUCAUCAUUACUUUUGUUAAGGGCCUUCCAACGGUCUUAGCCCUUUUACAUUAUGAGGUAAAACAGAAUGAACAUGUUUAAAAUAUGUUUUUUAGUACAGAACUCUUUAAUAUGAUAAAUUCAGAGAGACAAAUCAAUAAAGCGCCUGUGUAUAACUCUGGUUUAUCCACCCUUUCCCAUCCUACAGCUUGUCUAUAGAGAGUACUUACUAGCUGAUAUACAGUAGGUUUUGAAAACCACUAGAGAUCCUAAUAUUUUUGUACUGAAGCUUCAAAAAUAAAAAUAAAUACUUG
Etheostoma cragini (Arkansas darter) is the source of this 2647-nucleotide messenger RNA. It is a transcript of the gene pgr, whose product is annotated as progesterone receptor. The coding region runs from base 276 to 2258 and encodes 660 amino acids. NCBI's taxonomy places the organism in Eukaryota, Metazoa, Chordata, Actinopteri, Perciformes, Percidae. The record is from RefSeq and is a predicted model, not a curated record. Gene Ontology annotation, biological process: regulation of DNA-templated transcription. Gene Ontology annotation, molecular function: sequence-specific DNA binding; DNA-binding transcription factor activity; zinc ion binding. The transcript is spliced from 8 exons.